GACCCGCAGAGGGAAAAGGGAAGCGAACCACACAGAGAGUGAAAGAAGGGGGCGGAGAGAAAGACGGAGGACGGAUACGCGGGUCUACGGCGGGGCAUCCCAAAAUCAGGAGCCAGCACACAACUGUCAUAAGACACCAGUUUUAGGGGUUGACAGAUAACUCAAAUGCUCGCCAGCUAAAAACCACUCGCGGGAAGAAGAAAAUGAAGGAAUUCCAGUCGCAUUUGGAACCCGAUUGCCGAUUAAAGGUGUGAGCACAGCCGUAUUUAAAGGGAGGCUAAGUUUCACUCAAAAGCUCCAUUUUCAGCAAUGAGGUGUUCUUCUUUAACGGAAUCUUCUUGAAAGCAUUUAAUUUGAUUUGGAGAUGUCUACAGCCACAGGAAAAGUUCUUGUUCAGGUUGAGUAUAACUAUCAAUACACAGCCAGGGAUGGGAGACUCAUCUCUAUUAAACAAAAUGAAAUAUAUAUUCUCCUUUCAAGAACCAAUGACCACUGGUGGCAUGUUAGGAAGGAUGACCAAUCCAAACCAUUCUACUUGCCAGCACAUUACGUGAGAGAAUUGACUUCAGAAAGGGCAGUUUCCCCUGGAGUUCCAUCCCUGGUUGGAUCUGAUGCUGCUGAAAACCAAAAUAGUAGAGAGGUGAGCAAGACUCAAAGUGUUGUUAAAAUCCAUCGGACUGUUGAGAAAGAUGAGCUAUUUCAUCAAGAUAAACAAGGACACAAUGACAACAAAUGUGAUCCAGUCCUGGAGAAAGAAAACCAGCCUAAUUUAAACUCUACUAAACCCAAGGAUCCUUCAUUGAAUCAACUGGCCAAUGACUGCCCUCCCUCACUCCGUGGCUCAAACUCUUCACAACAUUCUUUGUUGCCACUAGAAUUGACACCAUGUUACAGUGAAGUGGCCAAAGCCUCUGAGAAGAAUAAACAAUCCAAUAAUAAAAAAUUCACCACUACCAUUGCACCAAAAAGGCUAAAUUCCACAGUCAGGCUCCGCACCAAACUGCAAGAUAAUUUUCCAAACAGACUUAGCCUAAUGGAAAAUCUCCUGCCAGCAGUGCCAGCAGUGAAUUCAGAAGGCCUUAAUCAUAACCUUGCCCUCAAUAAGGCAAAAGAAAUUAACUUUUCAGAAAAGGUCUAUCCUCUUCAACGUACCAGCUUUAGCCAGAGCGGCAAUUCUAAAAAACAUUCUACUGUAGAAAUUGGUGCUGUGAUAUUGGGACAACCAAAGCUUGUGGAAACAAACAGCUCAACGCUUCCUCAAAUACAACUUCCUGAAUCUGAAAACCUUUAUGAGUCAAUUCCAGACAUAUCGAAACCAAAGACUAAAUCCCAAAAGGAAGAACGUAGUGAUGCAUUGAAGGUGUUCAAUAAGAAACCUGAAGCAGUGUAUCAGAAUGUUGCACAGCUGAAGCAGGAGUUAGCAGAGGAACAAUUGGUUCCCAACACUGGCUUAACCAAUCAGCAGGAAGAAUGGGAAACGCAUACUGAUGAAGCAAGUGGGCAACCUUUCUACUACAACCCGGUGACUGGACAGACAACUUGGGACUGUCCGUUCGAUACCUUGGAGAGCAGGGAGCAGCAAGCCUCAUCUUCUCGCAGUUCUAGUAUAAGCAUUCCCUUGGCAGUAUGGGAAACACACUUUGAUGAAGUUAGUGGUCAGCCCUAUUACUAUAAUCCAGAAACUAGGGAGACCACUUGGGAACGACCUGAACAACAAGAGCCAGAUACGAUGGACCGCGAAGAUAUUAUUCGAGACCAGAGGCCUCCCACACCAGAACAAGAUUACCCAGAAUUGACUGAGGAGAGUCCUCCUGGAUUCCAAAGGCAUCAGCGGCAGCCGUCAGACUGGUCACAGGAGGACUACAGUGAGCCACAGUCACCAGUGGACAUGCCUGUAUACCAGUCGAUUGACCCAAAACCACCUCCAGGCUGGUCCUUUGAGUUGGAUCAAGAAGGGCAGAUGCUUUAUACAAGUGAAGUUACCCAAGAAAAAUGGAUCAGGCAUAUGGACACCAACGGCAAGUAUUAUUACUAUAAUCCAGAUGAAGGCAAAUCAGAGUGGGAACUUCCACAGUAUGAAGCUCACUCAAAUCGACAUAGUGCAGGAAAUGGAAUCGAUCAAGAGGGAAAUUUAGUUUUUUCACACUGGCGCCAUGGCCAGUCACUGAAAAUUGUUCCACCGCUACGCUCUGAACCUGAGGAGAAGGCGUUAUUCGCUAUCCAUAGGCGAAAUGCGUCUGAUUUUAGUGCAGAGCUUGCACUUGGGCACCGUGUUGAAAUCCUGCUCCCUCAAUCCCAAUCACUGGAUAAAGCUGGAAUUCUAAACAAAGCCAAGGUGGCAGACAACGGGAAGCGCAUCAGGAAGAACUGGGCAUCAUCCUGGACUGUUCUGCAGGGAGGAAUACUGACAUUUUACAAAGAUCCCAAGAAUCAGUCUGCAGGGAGCCUGAAACAGGCAAUUGGUCAGAUUGUACCUGAAUAUACAGUUGAACUGAAAGGAGCAACAAUUGGAUGGGCAGGAAAGGACAAAUCCAGCAAAAAGAACGUGUUAGAGUUGAAAACAAGAGGGGGUUCGGAGUACCUUAUACAAUAUGAUACAGAAUCCGUCAUUGGAGACUGGUACAAGAUGAUCAAUGAGAGUAUCUUUCAACUGAUGGACACAGUGAGUACAGAUGAAGUUGAUUCUGCUUAUGAUAUAGCUGCUCCGGAGAAGCUCAACAACAAAGAGAAGGAUGAGAAGCAAAGUCGCUUUAGCUUGAAGAACCCUGGGGUCAAUACUACUGAAACUGCAGACACCAAGAAGGUGAAAACCAAAUUAAAAAAGUUCCUACAGCGGAGACCCACACUGCAGUCUGUGAGGGAGAAAGGUUAUAUUCAAGACCAGAUAUUUGGCUGCAAUCUGGUGGACCUGUGUCGGAGGGAGGGCACCACCGUGCCACGCUUUGUAUUGAAAUGCAUUCAAGCCGUAGAGAAUCGAGGUUUGGAUAUCGAUGGUUUAUACCGAGUCAGUGGGAAUCUGGCUAUCAUCCAGAAGCUACGAUUCAAAGUCAAUCACGAUGAGAAUGUGAACCUCGAGGAGGGCCCAUGGGAUGAUGUUCAUGUUAUCACAGGGGCUCUGAAGCUCUUCUUCCGGGAGCUGCCAGAGCCACUCUUCCCUUACAACUAUUUCAACAAUUUCAUUGCUGCAAUCAAACUGGUGGAUCUUGCUCAGCGUUUGAAUUACAUGAAGGAAUUAAUCAGUUCGCUUCCAGCACCCAACCAUGAUACCAUGCAAGUCCUCUUCAGACACCUGUGCAAUGUGGUAGAUUGCCGCAGCCAAAAUCGGAUGAGCUCUCAAAGUAUGGCAAUUGUGUUUGGUCCCACGCUUCUGAAACCUGAAACAGAGAGUGGAAACAUCACAAUCCACAUGGUCUAUCAGAACCAAAUUGUAGAAUACAUCCUUAACCAGUACCAGCAUCUUUUCAAUGAAAGCCAGGAGUUUGCGGGUAUUAGAUGAGCAAUAGUAUGAAUGGGGCAGUAGUGCCUUGUCUGUAUGUGUGGGUGCAUGUGUGUGGGUGUGUGUGCGUGCAUGGGUAUAUAUUAAGACAGGCAUGCACUGAAUCCAGCAAACACGGCCACAGAUGAAUAGAAGACUGUACUUCAGGACAUGGCCAAUCUCAACUUCAGGACAAGCUCAGGAAAGAAAUAUUUCAAAGAUGGUCAAACACCAAAUGGAAGAAGUUAUGGCCCUACUCCCAUGUAAAUAAAACGUUCCUUCUGUUGGAUAUCUCUGCCUAUCCAACAGUCUGCAUUUAAUAAAAAAAAAGUCAUUCCUUGUUUUUGGAUUCUGGAAGAGAUGCCAUCCUUCAACGUCCACCGAGAGACACUUCUAGAUAGCUUUCUCUGCACCUUUUCAUUCUACACUUCAUGGUGCCUCCUGGAACUUAACCUGACAAGAAGUGCUUGUAAUGAAUCAACACGUACACUUUAACAUGUGCUUCUCUCUCUCUUGCUCAAGACAUCUUUAUUUGUGAUCUGAUGGAAGUAAUGAUGAUACUGUGGAAAAACUGCUGAUGUGUGUUUAUGGAGUUUCCUUUCUGGUUAUUGAGACUUUACUUUUGUCAACAUGCAUAAUUGAUACAAAACAUAAUUAUAAUGAGACAAAGUGAACACUGGAGGCCAAGUUAGACACGAGUAGCUGGAACCCAAGCAUGGAGCAGAUUUCACAGUGCUGAUGAUUUAGAUAGUUAACUAGUGAUGGAUUACAAGUGUGGAUGUCUGUUCAGGAGUCUUGCAGUAACCUAAAUACUUGUCCUCUUCUGAGCCUUAAACCAAAGAAGCAAGUUUACUCAGGUGAGAAAAUAAUUGACAAUAGUUGAAUAUGUACAAAUUCAGAAUAGACACUGGGCAAUACUGGGACAGCCAAUACAGUAAGUAAGGAAAGGUGUGUUUACUUAACUCCAGCUAAUCUGCAAGAAUUUUAGUCUCCAAAGAUGGAAUCAUUUUAAAAAAAGGCAAAAUCCCUUGUAGGAAUGUGGAGGUCAAGUAAAUGAACAGUGGUUUUAGAUUGCAGGAAAAGAGAAUCCCAGUUCUUGAGGUCCUGGAAAAGGAUCAACUGGAAUAACAAAUGGUAUAAUUCCACAGUCCUAUAUUCCAUAUUAUUAUUAAAUACUAAUGCAGCUCACUUCCAGAAAUGUCAAUCAGAAAUCAAGUCUUGAUCUGCAUCUAACAAAGUUGAUAAAGGCUAAUUGACUAUAUAUUUCCAGAUAACAGUUCUAUAUUUUUAAAUCAAAGUUGAGACUUACCUGUUGUGGAAAUGGUGUCAAGCAUAGAAAGCAGAUGUCCAAUGUGUGGUAUAAACAUUUGAGCACAUAAAUAAGAAUGUGUACUGGCUUGAAUCUACAUUGUAAGCCAAUUGCAUGCAAGAGCUCUUCUGCAGGGUCAUCUUUCCUGUAGGAGGUACCCUGAUCGGAAGCUUUCAGGGUUCUAAGCCAGCACUGGUAAAAUGAGUUCAUGGACUGUUGUGGGUACUGAGGGUUGUAGACAGGGCAGGAUAGAGAGCAGCUUUGAUCUUCUGCACCAUGCAAAACACAGAGCAGCUACAGCCUUCACUGAAGCACAGUUCUAGACAGUGACCACAGGCAUCUCCUGCAACCCAGGACUGAAGUAAAAGCAACACAGUCACUCAGUGCUGGAUCCAUGGGUUUAUGUCAUGAGGUGAAAGGCCAUCUAGGAAGGAGAAAAAUGACAGUUAGUAAACAGAAUUCAAAGUUCAAUAUCACUGCUGUCUACAAAAAAAGUGCAAGAGGUAUUUUGUUAUCUUGUAUUUCAUUCUCAGUUUUUAUGGCUUAUAAUGUCUUCCCAAAGUGAGCUACCAGUCUUUUAACCAUUACAAGCAGACCCAGCAUUUGUCAGCUGUAUGGCUUGUCAGGGUAAAUAGGUUCCAAAAGCCUGGCAGUGAAAUGGAGAAGGAACACUUAGCUUGGUACCCCAAAUCCCUGCCAUCUGAGCCUCUACAUUAGCAACACUGACCAGAGUCACUGGUGAUGGUUGUUAUCAUUCUAAUUCUUUGAAGGUGUCCAGGAGUGUCAAGGGAGGGAGAUUUAAAACAAUUUACAUAAUUUCAUGGGAAUUCUUUAGCUGAUGGCUGGAACAUUAAAGAGCAUCCUGUUUAAUUCAGGAGUAUAUAAUUCCCAGUUGCCAACUUCCAAUGUACAGUGACAUGGUAGCAUAGUAGUUAGCACAACACCUUACAGCACAGGUGACCCUGUUCAAUUCCCAAUGCUACAUGUAAGGAGUUUGUACAUUCUCCUCAUGACUGCGUGGGUUUCCUCUGGGUGCUCCGGCUUCCUCACAUGGUCCAAAGAUGUCCGGUUGGUAGGUUAAUUGGUCUUUGUAAAUUGCCCUGUGAUUAGGCCAGGAUUAAAUCGGGGUUACUGAGCAGUGUCGAAGGGCCUAUUCUAUGCUUUUUUUUUAAAGUAAUCUGAAAUAAAAUCAGAAAAUGCUCAAACACUCAGCAGGCCAGGCAGCUUGUGCAAAUAGAAAAAUGUACUUAAUGUUUCAGAUUAGCAACCCUUUGUCAGAGCUGGAAAAGAGAGAAAAGAAGUUAGUUUUAAUUUGUUAGGAGUGGGGGAUGAAUAGGACAACAGAAUAUUUCAGAUGGGAUGAGGCCAGGUUGCAAUGGGAAUACAUUUUCGAGGAUAUCUAGUCCAUGGACUUUGGGUAUUUGGAGAGAGAGAGAAAAUGAACAUUAUGAUGAAGCGAAGGCAGUUACAGUGAUAACAAUGAAACAAUUUAUAAAGCAUAAGGCUGUGGGGCAUGCCCAGUGAGUAAAGGGUCGGGGGGUGGGGGGGGGGGAGAAUCUGAGCUAAUAGGAAGAUGGAUGACUUGCAGCAGAUUAGCCAAUCUGUAUGAGAAUGGCUGAGAGUUUUCAGCAUUUUGUUUUUAUUGCUGAUUUUCAGCAGCUGGAGCUUCUUUGAUUUUAAAUAGAAUGCAUUUUGAUACUAUGAUAUCAGUCACAAACACAAACUGACAGAGGCAAUGCAGUGAUUGCCACUAGAUGAGGCCCAAGAGCUGGCAGUUGAACUCUAAUCUAUACCCUGAGCUAUUUCUCUCUUCCUGCAUCUGGCAGUUUCCCAGGCAGCACUAGACAAUCUCAAGACGGUCCCUGUAAUGUGAGGUCUGCAGACCCAACUUGCAUUGUUGGUGUUCUUUGUUCUGAACUCACUAUGGUGGGAGUUCUGUACACUGGAGUUGCAGGCACACAUUGCUACCUCAUACACUGAUAUUUUUACAUUGCAGGAGUCCAUACAGAAUGGUACUUCACAAAGCACUGACCAGAAACAAGAGUCCACUUGACCUUGCGAUUAGUUACUGUCCUAGGUACAAGUUCCACCACAGCUACUGGAGAUGGUUUGUAUCCCUCAUAGGAUUAAAGGUGGGAGCUUGAAUUGUUUUCAUCCUCUUGCCCAACAAGUAUUCCACUCGAACCCUCCCCCACUCCUUUCAAAAGUAUGAAGUGCUGUAUACCUAUUGACCAGCAGUUCCCAAGCACAUUAAGAAUUUGAAAGAUUGAUAACCUGAGUAAUUUCUGUACUAAUAAAAAAAUCUAUUAUCUUUAAUAAAGAUCAAUGAAAUGGAGAGAUUAAAUGCUAAACAAGAGAAAAUAAAAUCUUUACUAGCGUAAAAGAAAUUUGCUAGAACACCUUGUUUGUAUUAAUUUCAGUGAGAGCUGCAUUUGCUGCCCAUGCACAAUGCUGGUAUUCAAUUUGGUUUUGUGAGCCAUGUAGGCAUAUGGUUAAGGAUUUGUGCAGUAACUUCCUGAACUUGUUAUUUUGUAGAGUUGAUACAUGAUGUGCAAAAAUUUUAUCCAUAAUUUUUUGCAAUAAACUUUGAAUGUUAGACAGGUUGCUUUUCAAGCAGGUAACAUUGAGACACAUUUCUCAGGAUUAGUUUCAAUUCCCCCUUUUAUACUCACUCUCAAAUCCCUUAAAGCUCAAAGGUAUUCUUUCAAUAACUUGUAGAUUGCUUCUGCUGAUUUUCUUAAUUUAAUGCUUACCUCUGCUCACUGAAUUCUUUCAGAGCCUACAAUUUUGAGCACAGUAAAUAGCUUUUAGAAAGAGACUCAAAUCUAUGCAUAUUAUUUAAAAUGAGUUUAUAUGAAAGCAAACUACGUAUCUGGGUUUGUUGUUUUAAGGAUAAUGUAGUUUUAUAGCAUUAACUCUGAAACUGCUGGUUUUGAAUAUACUGAUAUCUCCAGCUUCUGCUCUUAAAAGUGUUGUAGGUGUCAGAAUUUUUAAAACCUUCAGCUAUGGUGCUGGGCACCCAAUAUGAAUUAAAGCUUAAAAUUUUGUUGUCUUAAUAUACUGAAAUUAAUGUCUGGCAUUAAAACACCAAAUGUGAUAAAUAUCCAUUGUGGGCAGAGAUUAAUUUUUCCUACAGUCCCCAUGUGGGCCCCCUUCCUUGAAGCAGUUCAGAGUCCGCUUGGCCACCCACCACUUUCCACUCCUUCUGACGCUCCCUGUCUCUGUUUACAAGUUUAAGUAAGCUUCCUCAGCUGGAAUGCCGUACCUAUAAGUUGGGGCAACUGCCCUCAUUUUCCACUCUCCAGUAAUACUGGAUGUUUCCUCAGUCAUGGACCUUUGGGCCACUUGUGUAAAAUUACUUUGCCUCAGUGACUCUCUCUCAGUUCCUUAGAACCUUGUGAGGUCUGUAGUUUGUAGGUGCCUUUAGGUUUUCCUCCUUGGCUAACUUCCCAGUUAUGUUCUCCUCCACCCCCCCCCCCCCCCCACCACAUUCCCUCGCCUGCACUAAAGUUCAGUGUUUACUUUCAACUCUUUGCCUUCAGAUGCAAGUCCACAUCCCCCACUCCUUCCCUCUUCACUGUGCAGAGCAGGGCUUCCCAACCACUCAGUUACUGGUAGGGAUCCAUGGCAUAAAAAAAGUUUGGGAGCUCCUGAUGUAGAGCGUAGUAAGAUUUCUCCAUUUAAAUACUAGCUCUGUAAAUAUAUAAAAAUAAGUGUUCAGGAAUUGCAGCUUCACAUCCU
This is a messenger RNA of Hypanus sabinus (Atlantic stingray), 8525 nucleotides long. RefSeq names its product Rho GTPase activating protein 27 (gene arhgap27). The transcript has 18 exons. Gene Ontology annotation, cellular component: cytoplasm. The record is from RefSeq and is a predicted model, not a curated record. The coding region runs from base 365 to 3496 and encodes 1043 amino acids. NCBI's taxonomy places the organism in Eukaryota, Metazoa, Chordata, Chondrichthyes, Myliobatiformes, Dasyatidae. Gene Ontology annotation, molecular function: protein binding. Gene Ontology annotation, biological process: signal transduction; regulation of GTPase activity.